Cetraspora pellucida is the source of this 132-nucleotide messenger RNA. The record is from the annotation of a GenBank genome assembly. Lineage: Eukaryota; Fungi; Glomeromycota; Glomeromycetes; Diversisporales; Gigasporaceae.
CCUUAUUAUUUAGAAUUAGUUUUAAUAGCAUUAGAAGAACAAAUGUACUCUUCUGCCUUUGUUGUUAGUUCAUUAAAAGUUAAAGUAGAAAUUGGUUUUGUGAAUGUGGCUUUGUGCUUGCCUUUAAUAUAG